AUGUUCUGCAAGAUGUCCUCGCUUAUGGACCGAAAGCACUGUCAAAGCCCAGAACCACUCAUCGACCGCCCGGACAAAAAACUGCGCCAGUUAUCUGAGGAUGGAGAAACCUCAUUCUCGAAAGCGGAGGUGCUUGACGGGAGCCCUAGUAAAAUGCCCCAGCAAUCCCAACCCAUUGGCGCUCUGACGGUGCAGAUAAGACAACUACUGGAACUCGAUGGGCCCCUUGUGGCACAAGGCUUUAACCUUCUCGAUUUGUACUUAGCUAUGUGGGAGUGUUAUAUCGUGAAGUUCGCCCAGGAUGUGCAUUUGGCGGAUGAAAACAGUAAGCUUCAAAGCUCGCAUGACUGGCUCGUCUAUGAGAGGGGUCUUCUCACACAGCAAUUGCGGGAGAUGGAGCUCGAUCUGGAGGAUCAGAGGAAGAAGGCAACUCACCUCCAGCAUACCCUGCUCCAAUUUACGCGUUCAUGUACCUUCAAAUCUUGA
Penicillium angulare is the source of this 486-nucleotide messenger RNA. RefSeq lists its product as uncharacterized. The record is from RefSeq and is a predicted model, not a curated record. The coding region runs from base 1 to 486 and encodes 161 amino acids. The transcript is spliced from 2 exons. NCBI's taxonomy places the organism in Eukaryota, Fungi, Ascomycota, Eurotiomycetes, Eurotiales, Aspergillaceae.